Messenger RNA from Rangifer tarandus platyrhynchus (Svalbard reindeer), 414 nucleotides. NCBI's taxonomy places the organism in Eukaryota, Metazoa, Chordata, Mammalia, Artiodactyla, Cervidae. The record is from the annotation of a GenBank genome assembly.
AUGGCGGCGGCGGGCGGCCGAGGGAGGUCGAGGGGCAGGGCGGGCCGGGACUCUGAGGCGCAGGACGCCGUGGAGGGGACCCUGAGGAGAAGAGCCCCGAGGACGCGAAUGAGAAGGAUGACGCCGAGAAGGCGACUGAGGUACCGGAGCGCACGCCACCUCCCUCGCCCCGCUCUUCGCCGGCCUGACGUCAGCACGUCGCGCCGCCGGCUGGCCCCGCCCCUCGCCGACCAGAAGAGGCUGGCCUCGCCCUCCGGCCUGAGCCACCACCCUAGCUGGGUAACCUGGGGUGAGGGGCAGAGAGAGGAACCAGUCCACAUCCUGUCUCCACCCUGUGACGGGGACCCAGGAGGCGGGGGGCAGGGGGCCUGCACCUCCUCAGUCACCUCAGAGGAGCUGCUGCGCCGGGGCUAG